CCUCAAGGGAGGAUGUGGUGUUCUCGUCUCUGGCGCAACCAAAAUUUUUCCAGCUUCUCUAAAGUCAUCUCCCGCGAAACAAGAGCGAUUCAGUGUCACCAAACACUUUGCACCUCUCCACGGACUUGCCAUAUUGGCCGAGUGAGCACCAAAAAACCAAUCCCUGCUGCUCUUCACCAUCUCCCGAUCCAACAACAUCAUUUUCAUUCCGCCGCUCCAGCGGCAGAACCCACGAUGGCGGGAGAACUCAGUGGUAAAGUCUCUUCGCUGACGCUGGAGGAAAUGGGGAAGAGCAAGAACCCUAUGGACUUCUAUCGACAACACAUCGCCGAGAAACUAGCUCCCAUAGUCAACCGAUCAGCCGCCGAAAUUGUCCCCUUGAUCCAAUGGACUACGACUCUGGACAAGGGAGACUUCACUCUGGCUGUACCUGCGUUGAAGGUCAAGGGCAAGCCACCGCAAGAUCUGGCAAAGGAGAUUGUCGCAGCGUUUCCCACGACAGAGGACACUUUCGUCACGGUAUCCCAGGCUGGUCCGUUUAUACAGUUCUUCGCCAAACCCCAACAUCUGAUCAACAUGACAAUCCCCGAAAUCCUAAGCACCACCAGGGCAUAUGGCUGCAACCCUGCCCCUGGCCUGAAGGACCCGUCAGACCCGUCUAAGGGCCAAAAGAAAAUCAUCGUGGAGUUCUCCUCCCCAAACAUCGCGAAAGAAUUCCACGCCGGCCACCUCCGGAGUACCAUCAUUGGUGGUUUCCUGGCAAAACUUUACCAACGCAUGGGUUGGAAUGUCCUGAAGAUGAAUUACCUGGGAGACUGGGGCAAACAGUACGGCCUCCUGGCCAACGGGUUCAAACAAUUUGGCAGCCAAGAGGAAUUGGACAAGAACUCAAUUGCACACUUAUUUUAUGUCUAUGUCGAAAUCAACAAGGUGAAACUCGCCCAGGACGAGCCCAUCAAUGAGUUGAAGAAGGAGAUCAAGGAGAAAAAAGACAAGGGCGAGGACGUGUCGGCACUGGAAGAAAAACUUGCCCCUCUUGUGGAAGAAAGCGAGGAUGAGAAGGCCCGGAAAUAUUUCAAGAGCAUGGAGGAAGGCGACCCCGAGGCUUUGGCGCUAUGGCAGCAGUUCCGGGAUAUGAGCAUCAAGAAAUACCAGAACACGUAUGCCCGGUUGAACAUUGAGUUCGAUAUAUACUCUGGUGAGUCGCAGGUGAAGGCCGAGACAAUCAAGCGGGUCCUGGAUAGUCUGUUGGCACAGGGAAUCGCAGAGUAUUCGGACGGCGCGAUCCUGAUCGAUUUUGCCAAACAUGGCGCCAAGAAGCUCAACAAGGCAAUCAUCGUGCGAAAAGACGGCACGCCGUUGUACCUCACCCGAGACCUUGCCGCGAUUUUGGAGCGAUAUAACGAGUACCACUUUGACAAAAUGAUUUACGUGGUUGCGGAUCAGCAGAACGAGCAUCUUGCACAACUGUUCAAGACCACCGAGAUCAGCGGGCAUAAGGAAGUGGCGGAGAAGUGCGAGCACAUCUCCUUUGGCAUGGUGAAGGGUAUGAGUACCCGAAAAGGGACCGUCAAGUUCCUGGAUGAUAUCAUUCAGACGGUCAAGGACACCAUGCUCGAAGUAAUGAGGAAGAACGAUCAAAAAUACGCCCAGCUGGAUGACCCCGAGAGAGUUGCUGACGUGCUGGCCAUUACUGCCAUCAUGGUGCAGGACUUGUCGGGCAAGGUCCGAAACGGCUACGAGUUCAACAUCAACCAGAUGACGGCGUUCGAGGGAGAUACAGGUCCGUACUUGCAGUACGCGCACGCACGACUGUGUUCGAUUGAACGAAAGGCCAAUGCAGACCUGAGUGCUUUGAGCUCUGCGGAUCUUUCCUUGUUGAAGGAAUCCCACGCCAUCAAUCUGGCUCGUUCGCUGGCACAGUGGCCGGAUGUGGUGCUCAACACGCUCAAGACUCGAGAACCUGCCACUGUCCUCACUUAUCUGUUCAAGAUGGCGCAUGCGCUGAGUUCCAGCUACGACCACCUACAAGUGGUGGGCAGCGAACCUGAGCUGCAGAAGGCUCGGUUGGCACUAUACGAGGCUGCCCGACAGGUGUUGUGGAAUGGCAUGACCUUGCUGGGGCUAAGUCCGGUGGAGAGGAUGUAGGAUGGAGUGACAUGGAAGCACUCAGAAGUUCUGUCAAGUGAACGGGUGUUUGGACAGGGGUGGUCCUCGCAUCUCGGCGGGAGAACCCGGGCUGGCAUAGCUGAAAAUGGAUCGAAGGAUUUUGACGGUUCGCGCUCGACUAUCAUGAAGUUCGGCUGUUGAGUUCAUGCAACAAGACAACUGCAAGCAGGGAUGGCCGGCUGACCGGGGGGAGUUCAUACAAGGGAUCAGGCUGAUAAGGACGUUAGAGCGGGUGCAGCAACUAGCUUCACAAAGCCGCAUUUCUGGUGUCCGGGGUCUCGGAGCUCGAUGUACUAGUAGGUAGACUUUUUGAUGAGCAUGGUGCAAUCCUUCCCCUUUUCAAGGCUGAACGGAAGGAGGGGUGCAUGCCAACGUAGACGAAGUUGGGUUUAGUCAGGGCGAAAACUGUUUGCCAGCGUCACAGUGCGUUGGGCAGCCACACCAAUGUGCCCUGCUCAUAAUGUCGCCACCAUCCCCUGCCACCACCCGGACCGCAUCUGGAGGGGUAAAAUUGUUGCUCCUCUUCUGUUAUCGGAUCGAAGACGAAGAAAGAUUCCGCAGGCAGCGAUCCCAAGGUGGACUGAUUCAGGCUGAUAACAGUGGAAGGCCGCGCAAUGAAAACCCUCGCUCUGCCUUGGGGACAGGUGUUCUCGGUGCUGUGUCCUGAUAGGUCGAAGUUUGAGAGAGUAGCAGGCAGAAGAGAUCAAUUGAUGCGUGGAUGGAGGGGUAGAUGAACUGUUUGAUAGCAAGGCGGGGGGAUGAGGAUGAGUGGCAGCGAGCCUGAGGCACGCGUGCACGAGCACCAACACCAACACCAGCAUCAGUGGUCAGCUCCCUCAGUAC
Molecule: messenger RNA, 3012 nt
Organism: Cladophialophora immunda
Lineage: Eukaryota; Fungi; Ascomycota; Eurotiomycetes; Chaetothyriales; Herpotrichiellaceae
Product: arginine-tRNA ligase
Exons: 1
Coding region: 13-2148 (711 amino acids)
Biological process (GO): arginyl-tRNA aminoacylation; mitochondrial translation
Cellular component (GO): cytoplasm; mitochondrion
Molecular function (GO): arginine-tRNA ligase activity; ATP binding
Source: RefSeq, a predicted model, not a curated record